Messenger RNA from Lindgomyces ingoldianus, 918 nucleotides. RefSeq lists its product as uncharacterized. The record is from RefSeq and is a predicted model, not a curated record. The coding region runs from base 1 to 918 and encodes 305 amino acids. Lineage: Eukaryota; Fungi; Ascomycota; Dothideomycetes; Pleosporales; Lindgomycetaceae. The transcript is spliced from 5 exons.
AUGAUAUUACAGCUGCGAGGUGCAAGUGAGCUGGAGGUUUCCGCCUUGGAGAAGCUUGACAGAGCACGAGCACGAGCGCUAAUGCGACGUCACCAGGGUGUCCCACGUGGGCGUUUCAGGGCGCUGAUCAUUGAUGAGGUUUGGGAACAAGGCGGAGAAACCCAGGACUUCAAGCAGACAAACGGCACACUGUUUGCAGGCAGUCCCACACCCAGCAGCAUCAACGUCACGCUGUCCACGGUCGCUCUGCCCCACGGAAACCCUCCUCCGCUCUCCCGGGAAGUGACUGGAACUCACGGGCCACCAUUAUUGCCUGCACAAAAGGUCACCUGCAGUGUCAUAUCCACUAACUCUAGGAUUCUAGUUGUCCUUCGGCACCAAGGGCAGCUUUCUCGUCUCUUCCUAUGCCUCUUCCCCAAAGAAGCACUCAUCGUUUCCAUUCUAAAUUUCACAAUAUUUAUAUCGGCCAAUAUUUCACCAGUCACUUCUCCGUUACGCGACGUCCGCAUCUUUCGUAACCUUCCAUUUUGUCACAGUACUUUGACUCUAAUCAAGAUGCAGAUCCUGAUCCUUGCACUUAUAAAGGUAGUCGAUGGCCUUGUCGUGAUGGGACAGCGAAUGCAUGCUUCAUUGAAUUUGAAUUUGAAUUUGGCACUCCUUUCAAAUGAGUUGAAGAAGUAUGCGCUGAUGCCGGCCCCACCAUGUCUUACCAUUCGUGCUGGCAGGACCACCAGGUUAGCCAAUCACUCUGAAGUUACUACAACCAAUGGUCGACUACUAUACAUCCCAAGUUUCAAGUGCAAACCAGUAUCCCUAUUAAGAAAAUACUCGAUUGGAGCAAUGCCGAUUUCGGCUGCCAUUGGAGUCGAAUACAUCAUUAUAGAAAAUUUACCAGGAAUUAGAUUUCACUACAAAUGA